This is a messenger RNA of Peromyscus maniculatus bairdii (prairie deer mouse), 2933 nucleotides long. It is a transcript of the gene Mthfd2l, whose product is annotated as methylenetetrahydrofolate dehydrogenase (NADP+ dependent) 2 like. The record is from RefSeq and is a predicted model, not a curated record. Gene Ontology annotation, biological process: tetrahydrofolate interconversion. Gene Ontology annotation, cellular component: mitochondrion. Gene Ontology annotation, molecular function: methylenetetrahydrofolate dehydrogenase (NADP+) activity; methylenetetrahydrofolate dehydrogenase (NAD+) activity; methenyltetrahydrofolate cyclohydrolase activity. Lineage: Eukaryota; Metazoa; Chordata; Mammalia; Rodentia; Cricetidae.
AUUUUUACAGAACAAGCUCUCUAACAUCUGGGACUUUUCGAUUAUAACUUCCCUCAGCAGGCAGAGAACAGCUCUGGAAGGGAUCAUACUCCUCACAGCUGCAGCUUGACCUUGGGUGAAAUAUUUCCUGUUAGCUUUGUGGCCGGUUUGACCUGGAUUGUUAUUUUAUUUAAUUAUUUAUUUUAAACUGGCUUUUUAGCUUUCUCAUGACAACCUUGCUUUGCUUCAAAGGAACCACAAACUCUGGGGAUGCAAUGGAUCCUUUAGAAAUGUCAAGGACACCGCAGUUGUAGAAAUCCUAAGGUCCUCUUUGUCUCUUCCUCUUCUUGAUUUUUCUUUCUCAAAGCAUCAUCCUAAGGGCACUCAGGGAGUGAAAAGCCAAGACCUGAAGCAACUUUCCUGCUCCACCGCGUUGCGCGUAACCAUGGAGACCACAGGCAGGAGCUGGGCCUUGGGGACCCGGAAGGCUUGGAGCCUGCAGUGAAUGGCGGAGGCCCUCCCUGCGCUCUCGCGGUGACCGCGCAGGGGUCGGAGCCGAGUCGCCCGCCACCCCGCGGCCACCAGCCGCACCUCCGCUUCUCCGGGCUCCGCCCCGCCGCGCGCCCCGGAACCCUGCUGAGGGCCCCGGGAGCGCGUGCUGCAGGCCGGGCGAGCAGAGCUGGCGGCGGCGGGACCCUCGGAGGCGGGCCGCGAAGCAUGGCGACGCGGGCCCGAGGCUUCUUGCUGCUCCGGGGUGGUCUGGGCCGAGGGCCUGCGAGGGUCCCGGGAGUCGCGGAGCGCGCGCGCCGGGGCUUCGGGAGUAGCGGCGUGAGACAUGAAGCCAUUAUCAUCUCAGGAACUGAAAUGGCCAAACAACUCCAAAAAGAAAUACAGCAAGGUGUGGAAUCAUGGAUUGCUCUUGGGAACAGGAGACCCCACCUCAGUAUCAUUUUAGUGGGAGAUAACCCAGCAAGCCACACCUACGUCCGGAAUAAGAUAAAAGCUGCGUCCGCUGUAGGUAUCUGCAGUGAGCUCAUUCUAAAGCCCCAGAGCGUUUCUCAGGAGGAACUUUUGGAUAUCACUGAUCAGCUGAACAUGGACCCAAGAGUCAGUGGUAUAUUAGUUCAACUACCACUUCCAGACCAUGUGGAUGAAAGAACAAUAUGCAAUGGAAUCACCCCAGAAAAAGAUGUAGAUGGAUUUCAUAUUAUCAAUAUUGGAAGACUGUGCCUUGAUCAGCAUUCUCUGAUACCUGCCACUGCCGGUGCUGUUUGGGAAAUAAUAAAGAGAACAGGAAUUGAAACAUUUGGGAAAAACGUGGUUGUAGCGGGAAGAUCCAAGAACGUGGGCAUGCCGAUCGCCAUGCUACUGCACACGGAUGGAGAGCAUGAGCGCCCUGGAGGUGACGCAACGGUGACAAUAGCUCACAGAUACACUCCCAGAGAACAACUGAAGGUCCAUACCCAGCUGGCAGAUAUUGUCAUCGUGGCUGCAGGUAUUCCCAGGUUGAUUACGGCUGACAUGGUUAGAGAAGGCGCAGCAGUGAUUGAUGUGGGCAUCAACUAUGUUCAAGAUCCUCUGACAGGAAAGACUAAGCUAGUUGGAGAUGUGGACUUUGAAGCUGUUAAGAAGAAAGCCAGCUAUAUCACUCCAGUGCCAGGAGGUGUGGGACCCAUGACCGUGGCCAUGCUUCUGAAGAACACACUUCUGGCUGCCAAGAGCAUCAUUUACUAGGUCACACAGGAGAAUACAAAAAAAUGAAUAGUGCUGCUUAUUUAUUUGACAACAGGCAAAAUUCUUUCUAUUUUACUACAAAGCUAUUUAUUUCUACAUUGUAUUUAUUUUUUCAUCAGUAGAAUCAUUGUAGAACUGAUUAUUUACACAAUUCUAUGGAUUUCUUGCUAAUAGAUUUUGAGUUUUUAGAAAAAACAAAACAAUUACAAUGAUAAUUUUGGUAACAGUUCUUUAUUUUAUGGAUAUUUGUUCAUAAUGUUAAAACAAAUGAAGAAUUCAUAUUUAGUAAAUAUAUUUUUGACAUAACCUAAAUAUCACAUACAGUAUGUUUUCAAUAACUGUUUUGCCAACCAAAUGGGUGCCAUGUAAACUGUAAUUUGUUAUAACUGUGAUUUUUUAAUAUAGUUCAUAUUCUAGGUUAUCUGUUGAAAAAGAGCUCAUUUGUUAAGAGGAAGAUAGAAUGUUGAAAAUGAAGUCUUAAUUUCAGUUAUCUCCUGGCAUAUCAUAAGGCAAUCCUAUGGAAAAACUGAUGUUUAUUUAAUAAAUAAAAACUAUUUAGGCAAAAACUGUUAUGCUACUUGGAAACCUGAAAAAUGAUUACUUGGUGUAGUAGAAGGGCAUGGGUGUUAGGCUCCCACAUUAUCUAUUUCACUGGUGCAGUAUAAGACUAUGUGGUUUCCAUAUUGUUCAUUUCACUUCACUGAUGAUAACAGAAAAAUCUCAUAACAAAUGAGUGUACAAAGUCAAACGAAAGUAAUUUCCCCACAAAUAUCAACCAAAUACAAUGCUGAUGCUGCAUGUAUGAAUCUGUCAUUAAAGAACUGUGAUAUAUUUAUUCACAGGAGCAGAAAUCUGAUAGAAAUAUAAUGCUUUUUCAUUUUGUUAAAAUUGAUCCUUGAGAUAUAACUAAAAGCUAGUCUUUAUGCACACAUUUCUUCUCUUUUCUAGGAUAGUGUUUGGUUACUAACACAGAUGCUAUGUUUCUAAUUCAAUUCAAAUUGGGAAAUCUGUGUGACUGUUAAUUAAAGGCUAUUGAAUGACUAGAUCCAUAUAAUUGGUACUAAGGUUUCAUACCCAGAUCCCAGUAUAUUUAUGUACUAAUAAUGGUCCUUGUUCAUUGCAUGGUUUUUAUUGGUGUGCCUCUUGAUCCUUUUUGUGAAAAUAGACUAGCGGUUUAUAAUAAUAUUUCAAUUGUCCAAUAAAAGCAAUUUGAAGAAGAA